This is a messenger RNA of Paramuricea clavata, 26023 nucleotides long. The record is from the annotation of a GenBank genome assembly. NCBI's taxonomy places the organism in Eukaryota, Metazoa, Cnidaria, Anthozoa, Malacalcyonacea, Plexauridae.
GAAUUCUUUUAUUUAGAUACCUCUCCCAAAGCUUGAUUUUACGCUGCCAUCACCUCCAGUGGGCUCAUGUGCGCCCCCUGUGCCCGACUGUCCAUGGGAUCCAAGGGCGUCCAUCCAUAUUACAAAGAACGAACUUGAGUUGACAGAAGAAGACAAACAAAAAGACGAAGAGGAGGCUUUGAAAGUGGAGGAACAAAAGAAGAAACAAAGAACGUACUAUAAUUUCACAAAUACGUCCGUCUCCCUUGAGGCUUCAACUCCUGUUGAGGCAGAAGAAGGUUAGCUUAUAAAUUUGUUUACCACUUGUGAUCUCUCGGCUUUUUCUAACUCUUUCACAACAGCAAAACGGCAGAAAAAUGAUGUUAUAGAGACGCGAUAUCACGGUAUGAAAAUAGCACGAUGUUUAUAUUAUAAACGUGUAGAAAUGUUUUGAAAAAAGUGUGGAAGCAAUAUUUAUUACUGAUACUGUCCAAAGCCCAAAGGAUGAUAGGAAGCAACAAAUCUUCAAAUUAAAUCAAAGUGUUUUAAUCUUAAUGCGUUGUUUACAUGCAACAUUAAUACUUUAAAACUCAUUUGCCAUAUUUGGUAAAAUGAUUUGACAAAUUCUAACGUGAAGAAAUGGUGGUUGUGAGAAAUAUGCAAAGUUUAAAAUGCUACCGAAAUUAGGAGAAGCUAAAAAAGUGCUGGGCAAAUUGUUCCUGGUACAAUGCCAAUUUGAAAUUGUAAAGCAGGCAUUGGCCUGUACUAAUAACAGCAAUUGACAAAUUACAAACUCGAAGAAAUUAAACGUGUGGUGGAUGAACGAGACAUAUGUGCAUGAACCAACUAUAUUUUUGCGUAAAGGUAAACCAACAUAGAUACAUUAAAAUGAAUUCUAAUGUAUUGCACCGAGUUUCAUAAUCACCUUUAUUUUUUGACCAUGCAUGAUCGGUGCUUAGGAAAAAUAUUCCCUUGUUCUCGGGUAAAUAACAUAUUUAUUUGUCUUACAGGUAGUGAUGUGGUUACUCAUCCUAUUACGACAGACUUCUGGCCACCUGCAAUGUCAUCUGCUAUUCCUCGUAUUAUUGGACUCCUUGACGAUGCGUCUGUAACUUUAUCUCAAACAGCAGGUGAGUCAAUAACUUUGAAUCUGCAGAAACAAACUUCGGAUAUCUUUUCGUGGCGAUAAGAUGCGUCAUUUUUGAAUUUGGAUUUAUUAAAUUAGUUAUCAGCUUUACAGUAAUAACAGGGGAAAGAAACAGGGCAAAGCCCCAAUUGACAUAAAACCCCUGAUGGCUAAAAAACAUGUUAAAAUAUUGAAUUAGUAAGAUAUAUUACAGUGUUUAGUCUAAAAUUAUUUAAGUACGUCUUUCGUCAGGAAGAAUAUAAGAAUCAAGUCUCAUCGUGUAAUAGUCUGAGAUAGCUUUUUUAAAAGUUACUAAAUUGGUUGAACUUUUGAUAUCUAGUGGUAGUGAGUUCCAGGUGGAAACGACACGGUGGAAAUACCGGAGUAUUUUAGUUAAUUUUGAGUUGCUCGCUUUGUCUUGUAAUUUAGGGAGGAAAAAUUACGGUAUAAUUAUACGAUUUUGGACAGAGCACUGUUGUAAGGAGCGAUGAUCUAGAACUAUUAAGCCUAGUCUGUGUUUGAGUAAAAGAAUCGUGUCUUUUCAAUCUCCUCUAUAGUCCAAAAGUAACAAGGAUAACUUAUGUAAAGAGGUGCUGUUUGUAAUUGAGGUCAUCAGGUCAUUUAAUAUAUAAAUUUUGUAGCCCAGCGUUGCACGUUUUCCAAUAUCAUCUGGUGUUUGAUGGUGCAUGGUGACCAGAGUUCACUUGCAUAUUCCAGUAUGUUACGUACAAUUUGGCAUGUUGCGUUGCCUAUUCCUACGUGUCCGUUGCGAUGCAUCCUGAGUGUUAAUCAUUAAUUGCACGACUUGCCCGUGUGAUUAUUUAUUUAUUAUAUGCAUGACAAAAUCGCUUUCUUUAAAAUUCAACUGCAUUUUGUCAAGAGUUUUUAAUUCUUUUGUAAGCAAUUUGGUAUGAACAAACUUGGGAAUUCAUUAUAAACUCUUAUUAUGUACAUGACAAAAUUACUGCAAUCUGAUUGGUUAAGAGGAGUGCAAUUAUUUCAAAAAUCACUCGUAGUGUUAAUCAUUAAUUGCACUCCUUCCCGUGUGAUUACUUAUACAUAAAGGCACAUAACUUAAACUAGAACACAAGAUUCAAACUCAAACAACAUAUUUUAGACGAAGAAAAUCUUUAUGUAAAAUUGUAAAUUUACAAACUUACAUAGUCACGUUUCGAUGCAUUCCCGCCGAGAUUAUUUCUUAAAACUGUUUCCAGGUAUUUUCCACAGGCUCUUUUUGCCAUACAAAUGUUUUUUAAACUCAUUCUUGUGUCCACAUUUGUUAUAUAAAAUACUUAUUUAAAUUUCGCCGCCAUAUUGGAUUUUGUUGUUUUGAUUUCCCGCUCCCCCCAGCCAUCACGAAAAUCAUUAAUUGCAAUCCUGGAGAGCGCAAUUAAUGAAAUAAUUGCACUACUCUUAACCAAUCAGAUUGCACUAAUUUUGUCAUAUAUAUAAUAAGUCUCAAUAAAUUUCGAUACAGGGAAUCAUGAUAUAGGAAUUCAGAGAUUCUGGUUGCUUUCCUAAAUUGUAAUCGAACCCACCUUUGUAUGCACCUUUGUAUUAAUUUAUUAUGAUUGCUGUCCUUGAGACGAUGUAUAUACUUAAGGCAAAUCUUUCAAAACCUUGCACUUCUUUGAUACACAUUGGGAAAGUUCCUCAUUCCGGUACAAAUAUCGUAGUGUAUAUAGACUGAUUGACGUUUACAUUAUCGCUUUGUGUAGUAUCAAAUAUGGCAAAGAGCACAUUAUGGGAGUGUUUAGUUGAUGACCCAAUGUUGUUUUUCCGAACCUUUUUCGAAGAGAUAACGAAGCCUAGUAAACAGGUAUUUAAUAUCUGUUUUAUUUUAUAUUUAGUCAUGUGUUUUCUUCUGUUUUAUGUUUAUUCUAUACAAUACUUUAUAGUGUCGUUAUAACCGGAUGGUAUUUCCGUUUAGUUUCCACUCGCUCUAUGGCUUUUAAUACUGUUACUGUUUUUAUAAGUCUUUGUUUUCUUUUGCAACAUAGAAGGAACUGGUAUUCCUUUUAAACAAGUUGUUAGUCCACAUUCCAAUGCUGCCUCCUAAUGCUGGUGUUAUAUUGUUUAACCAUCUGGUACGUUUAAAUCUCUCACAAUAUAAAUGGUUAUCAUGAAAAAGGAGAUCUUUGGAAAUUAAUCUAUUGUUGUUAAGCACAAUAUAUUUCGCUCCUGGUCAUUAAUGCAUUGAGUGAUGCUUACAUAGUAUUCAACUUAUAAAAAUAAGGUUGAUUUCUAAAGGUCUCCUUUUUUAUACACCCUGUAGAUCUUACACUUCUAUAUUCUUAAUUGAUAUACCGCAUACAUGCCCCACCAUUUAAUAUACACUUCAAACACUCAUUAAUAAUUCAUAAGCUUACUGACAAAUCAUGUCAACCAUAAUAUGUCACGUGUAGUGGCUUUAAACCUGAUAAAACACUCCUAAUUAGUAUUCUUUAUAUAAAGAAUACUAAUAAGGCAGUAUCUAUUGUAGUCGUGUCCUCAUUAGUAUUUUUUAUAUAACGAAUACUAAUAAGGCAAUAUAUCUAUUGAAUUUGUAGUCGUGUUUGAAGCCGUUUAAUAAACUUGCAGCUCGUGUUUGUUUUCCAGAGAAUCUUAAUGUUUGCCGAGACGAAAUCGAGGAAACAUUGAGUUUGAAGGGAAAACAAAACGAACUACUUCCCGAGGGAACAGAUAUUAACGCCCGUAUUCUUAAAGCUCACUCACACUCAUACUCAAUGAGUGGAGGUUCAAUCUGAGCUUCUCUUGAGUGUCAAUGCUGUUUUUGAAUAGCUGGAGGGUUAGUGUCGUACCUUACUAUGUGACUACUCACACUCCAGCUAUUCAAAAACAGCAUUGACAAUCAAGAAAAACUCAGAUUGAACCUCCACUCAUUGAGUGUGAGUGUGCUUUUAGAAUACUAGCCGUGUGCAGGCCCAAGGGAAGAAUAGUGGGCCUGCAAGCAAGGCCCGCUAUUUUGUACUUUCCGCGUUCGCCCACGUACGAACGCGGCAUUCUGAUUGGCUGUUUGCUGUUGGAUUCUAUAAUUAGAUCAGUGAUUUAUCACAAAGGCUCUCGAUAAGCUUAAAAUUCGAAAAUUGAUCACUUUUUUCCAUUAAAAGUGGAACAAGAACAGACUGUUUAUUGUUUACUUGAAGGAAGAGAUGUUUUUGCCGUUAUGCCAAUGGGGAUUGCUUGUCGUGAAGUGUUGGAAUAGCAACAUUACGACUGGGGUAAACUAUAGUAACCUUUACUUGAGUUUCAUUAAUUUCAAUCAGACUUGAUACCUUAUAUGUUCCUCAAGAAAAUUAUCUUUUGGUUGAUGUUGACUCUGAUAUCUUCCACUGAAGAAAACAGCGCUUUUCGCGGUGUAGAUUUAGAGGCAGUUGCAUAUAAGUCUUUUCGAAACACUUUGCGAUUUGCAAGGCUUCGCUGAGAGAGCGAAACAGAAGACGGUAAUUGCCGUUUGAAACGAAACGAUCUGGACUCUGAACGCUCUCUUCUUUUGUAGAGUUCUUUACCAAAUGAAAUAACUGAAAUAAAUUUCGUACUUUCCGCCGCCCGACAAGAAUUGCACACACGAUCUGAUAUUAAGUGAGACAAUUUAUUCAUAACAAUGGCGACAGCGAAGCACACAUUAAUGCUAAUGUGGUCGCACGACUUCCCUCACGAUUUGAACUUGAGACUGGUUUUCUGUUGAAAUUCGUCCUAAUUUACCUGUUCCGAUUUUAGUUGAAAAUGAGCACUUGCAAAUUUGGCAAUUACUGACUGCGUUGCUUGCUUUUUUGGAGUUAAAACACAGCCAUUCACACAUUGUUUAUAUUUUAAAUAAGCAGAGAAAACCCCGCAACAUUUUAAUGCGAGUUUGUUUGUUACUAUUUGGGUUGCUGUCAUUGGUUCUUUUUGACAAUUGACGCGCGAAUGGGGCGUGUUAUGAAAAGGGGCGUUUUACAAAAUACCGGGCCUUGCUUGCAGGCCUACUAUUCUUCCCUUGGGCCUGCACAUGGGCUAUUAGAAUACAGGCGUAAGUGUUUUGUUAUAUAGUGACGAAAGAAAAAUCAACAUUCAACAUUGAUACAACAAUUGUAUUUCAUGGCUAAUAUCAUUUUAAUCAAUUUACUCGAUUCUGAUUGGUUAAAAACCGUGCCGAUUAAACGUUAAUCGCACAAGUGUGCCGAUUAAAGAUUAAUCGGCACGGAAACGAGCCCGCGUGGAUCAUGCAUGCGUGCAUUAAACACAAAAUGUCAACAGUCAACACAAUAAACAACUUGAAAUUGUACAUUUGAGCUCUUGUUUUAAAAUGAGCUCUUAGGGACCGGUCAUAAAGUAACUGCUAGGGUGGGCCGGAGUGAUUUGGGAUGGAAAAACCUUUGGGCAGUUUCGAUGGGCCACCAAUAUUUUUGUAUGUCCACGUUUGGGCCACCAAACAAAAACCCAUAUCUACUUUCAUCGCUUAUUAUGAUAAAUAUAAUAGCAAAUAAAAUUUUAAAAUCAAACAUAAUACAAAUCUAACAGGGCUGUACACUGCACAGAGGGCAGCAGGGGCAACUGCCCCCUCCCCCUCCCCGCCGAGAAAAUUUAACUAAUUUUAUAAUGUGAUUACGCUUGUAACGGAUAAUUAUGCAGUCAAGAAAUGAAAAAUUUCAUGCAAACAAUAUUCGAAGUGUCUAUACAACCGGCUAUUUAGUAAACUGUCACUUGUCAAUCCAUACUCAUCAAAUUUUCAAAACUUUAUUGUAAUCAAAUGAAGCAAAAGUUCUGUCACUUGUUCUUUACACUUGCCAAUGUUAACUGUUGAGUAACAUACACAAACUAAUCGAGGAACAUGCAUUACUGAAGCAAAGAUUCAAUCAUAUAUCAAAGACCACUGAAUAGUAGAGAAUGUUUUGAAGGUCAUGCAUGAGUGAAGUAUAUAAUUCAAUUCCAAUCCUGUGCACAGUUAAUGAUAUACCACACUGUUCGGUUUAACUCCGCAUAUCCACACAAAAACAAUUUGUGUUGUGGGAGAAUAUCUGUUUGAGUGGAAGGUAUCACAAGUUUAGUUUUGUACAAUGUGUGCCAUUGAUCUGAUUCAUCCAUAAUAUAUGAUUAUUGUAGGUGUUAAAUAAAACUAAUGAAUUAAGGUAUUUUAAAAAGAUUGUUUUGCAAGUGGGUUGUUCUGACAAAGUUAUCCAGCCAAUAUCCAGUCCAUCAGUACAUGUAUUCAUCAUUCUUGUAUUAAUCUCUAAACAGAAACAUUUAUAUUAGAAAGCAAAAUGACAAUGUAAUGAGGAGGGAGGGUGGGGAUUCUUUUAUUAGCAUUUGAAAAUGGUUGUAACAAUUUGGUUUAAUUAACUCUUAUAAUGUGUAAAAACCAAAAUGUAUAAGUAUAAUUUUAACUGAUGGCAUCUUUACCUUUGCUCUAACAUUACAUUUGAUGACAACUUAGACUACUUAGUUGGAGUGUUGUUUUGAACAGAGUUACAGAAAUACAGGACCAGGAUUUAAUUCAAUAUCUCCUGAGAACAUUAGUUUCUUGUGAUAUUGUUAAUUGGCAAUAUAAUGCCUGCAGCCAGAGUUUUGACUGUUUAAAAUAUUACACAAUGAUUAUUUUUAUACUGUAUAAAUGUAUAUAAUAAAAUAUGUGGUAUUUGACUACUUACCAGAUGAGGAUGGAAUGGUGAAAACAAGACAGCCAAUUCAAGAUAAAAUCAAGAUAUUUUUGAAGCCAAAAUAUGGCAAAGAAUAACACGACUUGCACGAGGCCAAACUACGCCCGUUCGCAGGUUUAUAGGUGCGAGCAUGAUGUAAACAAUUGAUGUAAGCUAAUCGCUGAUUGGCUUAAUUAUAUAAGCUCGAUGCUGAAUAACCAACACUUGUGUUUGGCGAAAUAUUUAUAAUACCGCUCGUGCUACCCCUUACGAAAAAAUCCUAUAGGAAUUCCUAUAGGAAAUCCUAUAGGAAUUCUAUUCCUAUAGGAUCCUAUAGGAAUUCCUAUAGGAAAUUGCAUUUCCUAUAGGAAUUCCUAUAGGAUCCUAUAGGAUUUUUUCGUAAGGGUAUACGCACUCGCGGUAUUAUAAAUAUUUCGCCAAACACGCAUGUGAUAUUUUCAUUAAUACUUCUCGAACCGUGUAAUUUCUUAUACAAAAACUCUGUGAUGUAAACGAGUUUAAAAUUUAAAAAACCUCAAACAGUUUCAGCAGCAUUUAUUGUUGCCUGUUGUGUAUUUUUCGUCUCUUUUGCAUUCUUUAUAUUUUAACGCAAACUUGGAAAAUUGUAGUUUAUAAACUUGCGAGUUGUGCCGCCAUUUUGUUUGUGUAUGCACGUAGUCGGUCGCGGCGGGCAACACUUUUUCACUUGUUGGCUUGCGGGGUACAUAUGAUCGUUAAUACGUUUUUUCACCCCUCAAGCUGACUGUUCUGAUAGUAAUAAUAUAGAGAAUAUAGUUUUAUCAACCCGCGGAUUAUCUGAAUCAUGCAGUAUUUUCUCCGAGCCAACGGCGCGGAGUGCCGUUCCGGGCGUAAUCCCGGGGCGAGGGUACUAAUCCCACCCGGCUAUUUACACCCGGGGAAAAGAACGCACUAGCGAAGUCUAAAGUUCAUCAAAUAUCGCGAGCGCGGUUCAUGGGUCGGUAUGGGUGGUCAUCUCACUGAUCUCAAAAUAAGGCUGUUUGCCAGGAGUGAAGAAGGGGAAAUAUAAAAAUUACAUGUAAGAAAGCUUGGAAAAUCAUUUCACAUAACAAAUUAUAAAACUUUUUUCAAUUUUUAAACGUAAACAUUUAUAAGAAUUGAUUUAGUAUGAGAAAUCCUAAAGUAUAGCCUAUAGAGCAAGUUUGUUUCAAUUGUUUAUGUAUGAUUGUGUAUUAAUAUUAUAGCCACUUUGUUCCUGUUGUUCAAGUCUUUCCUAUGGAUUGUAUGCGAAAGUUUCAUAGUUAAAUUAACUUUUGUAGAAGUUCAUGAUAAAAAGGAAAGCAAAUUAUUUUCACUGAUUAGCGUCCUGUACGAAUUAAAUUUAUUUCAUUUCAAUGUGCGAGUAAUAAGUUGAGCUCAAGUUAUCGGCAAAAAGCAGUGAAUUUCAAUUCACAUUUAAAAACGUUUUACGUAGAGUUUCGUUUUCAAUUUUACAUUAAAAUAAAGCACAUAGAAACCAAAAUAAUAUACCUACGUUAUAUAUUUUAGAAAUUGAUAGUUCUGUACUUAAAAGUGUUCAAGUUUCAUCUAUUGUUUGCAGAUUAAAACAAAAAUUAUCGUGUUGCCAUGACUAACAUGACGUGAGUAACGCGAGCCUGCGUUCAAUGUUGGCGUAAUUACGAAUACUUCAUGUUGAAACAAUGUUUGGAGAAUAUAGGCGAGGGGUUGUUGCAUGCAUGUAUUUCUAGUCUGUAAAUAUAUGAACAGAAUUGGUACAACCUUCAAAACUCCGACUCUGUAGAAAAUAAUAUUUCGAUCUACUGAAGAUAUUUCAUGUUGAAGCCAAAUAUAUACUCCGAUCAUAGUAACCAAUUACAGAUUACUAAAAUCAUUACCAAAUCAUUUCUACCCUACAGUAAAAGAACUUUUUGGUUAUGAUUACGCAAUCUGCAAAAAUAUUGGGAUGUCAGUCACUGAAAUUUACAUGAAAUUGUUAAAUCAUCUAAUUAAUACCAUCCCUCUCGUACAACCCUGCCUUAUAGCAUGAUUGUCUCGCUUGUAAGAAUACCAUUCUUAAUAUUUAACAGUAUAUUUGUUUUCUCUUUAGGUGGGCGUGGUUCUGUUUUAUUCACGUCGAAGUCAACCAUGUUCUGACGAUGCUAUUGCUCUCGUUCUUUCAUCUUUAUUGUGGAAGGUACCCAUUAUUGUCGUGCUAAGGUGUCCCCCAAAAAUGCAUUCAUUAUGUUGAAUCAUUAUUUGCAAUUUUAUUUUGCAUAGAAACUGCAUACCACACCAUAUACAUGCAUCAUUGUAGCUUUCAAAUCACGUUAACAUUUUUAUUUAUGUGCCAGAUUGUACCGAGCGUUCCCAAACUUUAUCUAAAGGACCUGAAGUACUCAGCCAAGAAAGAACAUUGCGAGGUACUUAAUCAUGCAGCCAUGUGUUGAGAAUAUAGUGAAUUAUUAUAUACACAAGGUCUGGUUAUGAGGUAUUCUGCAAUCUGAUUGGUUCUCUACCAGCAGGAUAUUAGCUCAUAUCCUGCUAGUGGAGAAAAACAAAAUGGCGGCUCAAACUGAAUUUCCGACGUUUUGCGAACGAGAAAACAACAAGUUGUUCGCUUUUUAUAGCCUUUACAGGAUUAAAAACACAAUCUGCAACUGAAUUUUUAAUAUUUAAAAUGGUUAAAAUAUAUAUAUUUUUGAAAAAAUAAUCGGCCGAAAGAGCGAAGAUAAAAACAUAAACAAAAUAGAAAAAUAUUGAAAAUAUCCGAAAAGGAAAGUCUGCGAAUUCAGACCUUGUGUACAUAAUAAAACAGUUAUUCCACUCACUCUCGGCGAUCAGCUCAUAUUCGACUCGAGGUCGUAGAAUAAUUGUUAAUUAUUCAUCCAAGUGAAGGCGAAUACUGCAAGUAUAUUCUUCCCACAUUAUGGCGUCAUACUGUGUAUCUAUAACUGAACAGACAACGGCAUAGUCUUAUCUAUUUGUUAAAUACCGUUGUGCUUAUAUUUAGAGAACACUGAUGGUUACUGCAAAUACUCCGGGAACGAAAGUAAGUAAUGGGAUGAUGUAAAAUUUGAGAGUAUCUGUAAUUUUUCAAAACACCAUUAUCUUAAUGUACGAUGUGGUUUUAUCACAUUUCUUCUACUUGUAGAAAAUUGUUGUUACAUGUCCUAAUUCAAUGACAGAAAAUGAAAAGUUAACAGUGCGAGAGGUAUGUAUUAUAGAAGAACCUUCUAUAGAAAUGGUUAGAAUUUUUAGGCCAAGUUAGCCUACGAGCAGGCUCUCAAGGUGAAAUGGGAGCCUGCACUGAUGGCAUAGAAUUUUGAAUAUCUGCAUGCUUCUCGAAUCGGGACGCGAAAUUCUCAUUGCCAUUGGUCAGAUGCUAUAAUUUACAUGUCUACGCUGAGCUCUAUCUAUGUCACUGCUGAAGCACUAUGCAUAAAAACACAUCAAUUGAUCAAAUUGGUCUUGGCCAACUUAUCUCAAAGCACGAAGUGUUCUGUUUUGAGAAAACAGCAUUUAAAACAUUUAAAUUUUUGCUUGAAUAUCUUAUAUUUUGAAAAACAGUAUAAAUUGUACAGUCUAAACUUAAAACAGUAUAAACUGUACGGUCUAAGAUUAUCACAUUCCAUAUUUGGAAAAACGAACGUUUCAGGGCAGAUAUUCAAAAUUGUAUGUCAUCAGUGCAGGCUCUCAUUUCACCUUGAGAGCUUGCUCGAAGGCUACGUAAUUUGUUUCUAAUUUAUAUAAUAUACAACCGGAAUAGUAGAUUUUGAAAUUACUCUUCCGUAUAAGGAUCAACUAUUGUUGUAUGUCUCCGAGAGUCUGUUCACAGGGUAGUGUCUCUGACAAUUUGGACGUAAGCCGCAAGACCUCUGAACUGAACAUCACAAACAAACAUAUAGGAACACUUUAUUUAUACAACAAGAAUCUAUCAAAUGCACGUGGAAAACUUGACUAUACAAAGUCGACAGAGUAUGUUAAGAGUAGAAUCGUUCUCGUAAUGUACCAGUGGUGUAGAUAGGUAAACCAACAACAAUUUUGUCACUAUACAGGGUGUAUAAAAAAAACUGAACAGAUAAGAAUUUGCUCUCAAUUUCGCAAAACAGCUAUUAGUAUCCAGUUUUUUUAUCUAUAUAGCUUCUUUGGGUACUUAUAAUGUAGAAUAAUGAAACAAAUUCCUCGAACUCAAAUUUUGUGAACCAGGGGUGUGUGUUUUUUCCAACAACCUUAAAAUGGCUUGCGCACGAAAUUUAAAAGCUUUAAUCAUAUUUUGAGUUAAUAGACAAAGGCAUUAAUUAAGCAUGUAAAUAGUUGAUUUUUAGGAAAAAAUGUAAGUUCGCGUGAAUAGUUAAAGGGCUUAAACUAAAGCAAAUUGUCUGACAUUUUGUACAGUAACUAAACACCCAACAAAUUUUCCAUUUAUUAACUCAAAAUAUGAUUAAAGCUUUUAAAUUUCGUGCACAAGCCAUUUUUAGUUUGUUGGAAAAGACACACCCCCCUGUUUCACAAAAUUGGAGUUCGAGUAAAUUUUUUCAUUAUUCUACAUUAUAGGUACCCAAAGAAGCAAAAUACAUCAAAAACUGGAUACUAAUAGCUGUUUUGCGAAAUUGAGAGCAAUUAAUUUCAAAUCUGUUCAGUUUUUUCUGAUACACCCUGUAUACAUACAAAACGGAAUUACUAAGAUCAUAAAGUUUGCCAUUCCGUCAUGUAUUUGACUAUAUAUAUUCGUGGAAUAACGGAAUAGCGUAAAUUUCGAUCCCUGCAUGUUAUCACUUGCAUGAAUCCAGUAUAAUUAUCACUUUUACUUAACUAUGGCGAUGUGUCUAAAAUGACUACAUGUUUAAGUAACGCUUUUUGUUUGGAAACCUAAUUAAAAUAAGCAAAUUAAAGACGAUAGCAGAAAAAUGAGCAGUUAAUUUUAAAUCACCAAUUUUUCUCCUAUCUAUUUACACAACGAAACCGGUACUUUUAAGUUAAUAUAAAAUUGAACAGACAGGCGUUUGCACUCACGAAAAUAUAUUGUUCCCUUGCAGGAUAUGACAUUUGACCACAUAUUGCAAUAUUGUACCGCGAAAUGGUCUUUGGAGAAUCCACAUUAUCGUCUCUUGGAUGCGAAAUCAGGUAAAGGGAUGUUUAUUACUAAAAAUCUAAAAUUAUGCUCCCCUCGCUCUCAAAGUCGAAGACUGCUGGCGAGGGUGGUAAUUUCUGAUCCAGCAUAAGCACCAUGCACCCGAUUACGUCAUUGUAUCAGCGACUUCAGAGACACGACUUUAAGCCCGCCGCCGGGUUGUGUUUUGAAAAACUAAAUUUCCGGCAGGACUUCGUGUAUACUUCCAAUUAAAGUAAAAUUCUAAAUAUUAUAACACCAAACCAAUACUAAUUUUUAACCUAAAAAGUUAAAAUUAGUAGAAAGUUAAAAUUAUCCUCGGCUGGGAUUUGAACUCGAACACUCUCGGCAUGAAAAUGCAAGGCGUAUGCCAUGCUUAGCCCUUGAUGUGAUAGCGUGUUUCCCAGCUGCUUCAAGUGCUAGACGCAUAUAUAUAUAGCUUUAGGAGAUGCUUGACAAAAAUAAUGGGAAUGAAGUAGAAAAGCUAAGAUGAUUAUUUUCGGGGGCGAAGGGUUUGCAUUAAUGUAUUUAAUUAUUUCUAGUGAAUAAUUAAGCUUUGCCGUGAUUUUGUCUAAAUUAUAAAGCGUUGUCAAAGGAUGUUAUUCCACCAAAAAACUAACAUAAUGACUGCAGAACACCACCAAAAUUUAUAAAAAGAACUUCAUAUGAGAGAACUUUGCACUUACUCCAUUUAUUUGACAAUGUAUUGCACUUAGUCUUAGACAACAGGUAAUUUUGUAUCUUUUUUGACUUCUUUUUGUAGGGCAAAUAUUAGAAGGGAAACAUCUCGUGCGAGAUAUUUAUGCAUUUAAGAAAGGCUUUCCUUAUCCACAACUGAAACUUCAAGUUUUCAAGCAGCUGGAUGCAUACGUUAAGCGCCAGGAGCAGGUCAGUCAAUUUGUGAUAUAGUAACGACUCUAUAGUGCAGUCGUAUGCCGUUAAAGCAAUCAUAUUUUUCGCAUACCUGCAAUUUACGACUCGUUUGGUAUAUACGUGCUUUAAUAUUGGCGUUAAUAUUCAACUGAUCGAAGAAAGGUAAUGUAUGAAAAUCAUCUACGACACUACCAAUUAUUUGACCACCUUUCGUAAUAUUUAGAAAACUCUCCCUCUUACCCCCACCAUUCAAAGACAUGUUCAUUACAUUUCCAGUCUACGGUUAAAGCAAUUGUAAAACGUCUAACAUCGAUUCAACAUGGAUGUAACAUGACAUAUUCAUAUUGCUGACGUAUUUUUCUCAAAUUCAUUUACAAUACAUGAAUCAAAAGGCAAAAACAAAAGAAAUCAAUAUUUAAUUGUGUUUUCAGUCUGGAGGAAGACGUCCUACAGGAUAUCUUGUAAAUAUACUGCUGAAGAUGAAUCGAUAUUGAUUCGAUAUAUACGCUCUAAAACACUAUUUGAAAUGUUUCUUUAUUUAAGUACUUUAGUUAAGUACUUUAGUACAUUACUAUAGUACUUUUCAAAGUACUAUAGUUAAGUAGUAGUACUUAAUACUAUAGUACUUUGAAAUCAGGAUAUACAUAAUAAUUUCAAAGUACUCGUACUAGUACUUUGAAACUAUAUGUACGGUACAAUUACGACGUUUAAGAAGUUAGUCCAACUUCGGGCUUUACCAGGAUCUCAAAGUUCGCGUAGAUUUCUCGUGUGUUAAAAACGCAUUCGGACUUUGAGGCUCCUGUAAAGUCCUUUGUCUCGUCAUUGACCUAAACUGGUUAGUAACUUAAAUGUUAAAAUAUUUCGGAUAUUUCUUUUUAUCUAUAGGCGUUCACCUUCAAAUUGGCCGAAGUCGGACGGUUGUAUCUAACAUUGGGUAUUUUGGAAACGGUGCAGAACUGGGUAAGUUAUUAUGACACUUUUCAUGAUCCAUUUUUCGAAAAACUUUUAAUUGAUAUUUUUGUGUUCAUUUAGCAUCACGUGAGUUUCUUGCAUUCUGAGCUAAGUAAACAAAUUGCAUUUCCACGAAAAGCUUUGGACGUUGAUUUUGGAUUGUACGAAGGAGGUUUAAAGGGGAGGGUAAGUUAUUUGGAUAGGGUUAUUUGUUACAUUUUCCUUCUGAAGUAUGGAUGUCAAAAUGUUUGAAUGUGUACUGUACAUGUAAUUGUAACUGAUCAUUGGUUAAAAUUAUGAGAUGAAUGGAAUUGUUCGUAUGACUAGACAAACUUAUUAUCUAUUCAUCUCCUUUAAUGUGCAAAACAAAUUAAAAAUACUAUUUUUAUACAACAUAUUUAUUAAUCAAGGAAAUAUAACUAAAGUUUUUAAAAUUGCGACCCGACUUCAAUAUACACGCUUCAGUAUACAAUCUUGUGAACAUACCGCGGUUGCGAUGAGUUAUAUAUACAGUAUACUUAAUAAUAUAAGGAUAAAAUGUUCUCGAGUGAGAUAUAUCAUAAUUUCCAGACGGCGCGCAAGCAGAAAACUUUGCCUGCCGCGGCUGGGUUUCGAACCCGCGACCUUCGAAUUACUAUAUAGUUAAUAUAUAUACUCGUCAGCAAAAGUGUUGUUUCUUAUUUAAUUCGCCCUUAUAACAAACUUAUUCACAUUUUUUUAUUAUUGUCACUUAUUCACAAACUUAUUCACGUCACAAAGGGCUAGAGGUCUUUUAGAAAUCCAUAGAGGCUUUUAUUUCAUGAGUCGAGAUUCAAGUCUCCUAUUGAUAGCUUGAAGUAAAGUUCAUACAUAUAUAUAGUUACGAUAGAAAAGUACUUUUUAAGACAAGUGUUUUGGAAUUUUCAUUACAAAUAGUUAUAGAUACAACUGCUCGCUGACGUAUAAAACAACAUUUUCUUAUAUUCGUUUCCAGCAACUUUGCUCCAUAGAUGGCAUUCACAAGAGAAUGUGGAUUAAGGUAUGUCUAACAAUACAUCAUCACUUCAUCCAUUCCACCAUGUGUACAUACAUACACAACAAGGUCUGGAAGACUAGCACGCAAAUGAAAUUUGCGGUCUAAAUGUAAAGUUACCUAAUAACUGCCAUUGCUACACGUCGCCGACGCAAUUUUUUCCGUAGACAGUCGGACUCCUCAUUGAUAGUCGGACGCAUCAUUGAUCCGCGUCGAUCCACUAGGCCUCCGCGCGUUAUUGAUGGAUCCCUUCGUAACCCACUGGUGCACCAUAUAUCCAUCACUCCACGUUGUUCUUCUUCGACCACGUGUAAAAAGGUGAACCAUUUGCUUCGCGAUGCCAUAGCAAAUCUACAAACUUGUUUUUCUUGUUCCGAAAAUACUUAAGAACUGUUAUUGCGAGUCAGUAAAAUUAUAUAUCCCAAUUGAAGAAAAUUAGGAUAAGAUAACUAAUGUGCAAGAAAAUACUGGAAGAUUCAAAGCGACCAUCAAGACUACUUUCUACAAAUAGAAAUAUUGCAGAAUACCCGUCUGACCACUAGUAAUAUCAUAUCAUGUAGAUAGAGCUAGCCAACUGUAGCAUGAGAAUUUGAUCUAAUGCUAAUCUAACUGUGUGCCUCGUUCUCGAAAUAACUACUUGACUGCGUAUCCGCGUAUCCACUAGCAUUAACACUAUGACAAUUUAAUCUAUUAAUGCUAAGUUACCGUAUGCCUCAUUGCUACCUUUACCACCAUGGGAUUUUAAUAUAUCAAUCUAUUUAUUAUUAAUCUAUUGAGAAUUUCAAUAUAGAUGUUUUAAUACAUCGUAUCCAUGAUGUUUGAAAGGCAUAGCUUAAAAGUGAACGGGUAUUCUGCAAUCGCUCCGAAAAGAUUUACAAAAAAACAGUUACAAAAGCAAAGAAAAGCAAGUGGGAAUGGCGAAUUUAACUCAAUAAAAUAUGUCAGAUGUCAUCACCACACAAGAUAUAAUUGAAGCCACAAUGUGUCCUGCUCAGAUUUUGGCAUCUCAACCAAGCAAUACGGCCCAAUACAAUAUUUUGAAAUAACCAAUUGCGUGCGCAAGACACACUGGAAAGCGCAUCUAAUAAGAAGAGUAUCCGCUGAAUGUUUUGUUUAAGGGCGCGGAUCAAUGAUGCGUCCGACUAGCAAUGAGGAGUCCGACUGUCCACGGAAAAAAAAUUGCGUCGCCGACAUCACGUUGGUGGCCUUUGCUGGCGCAAUCGUCAGAGCAAGCGCGUUUUACCUCUAGGAUCGUGGGUUCGAUUUUCGCUGUGGAUUCAUGACACUUGUACAGGGUGUAUCAAAAAAAGCGCAAUCCUCGACUGAAAUGUAAAUUGCUAAACAAAUAAUAGACGAAAACGUUAAAGUUUACAUUCAUUUUAAAGCGUAGCCAUUCAGCUUUCUAACAGUGGGUUGUUUCUUAAAUUUGACUCAUCGGUUCGCGGGUAAUAAUACUUUAAUACGUUAUUGCGAUUGGAGAUUAAAAAAAUUGAGAUGGAAUAACAAAUCGUUCUCAUGAAAAUAACUGAUUUUUUCAUUAAAACAAAAAAUGUUGCAUUUUAUUAAAUGGAUUGUAACAAUAGGUAUAAUUACGGCUUUUCUUCCACUAUUUUUAACUCAGUUUGAAACUUCAAAUGCGAUAUAAUUUUGGCUUGAACCAUCUAGGCUGACUGACAUCAACUUGCUAUAAUUUCUGUUUACAUUACAUCGCAAUUCGAUGACACUCUGGCUCAGACACCAGAAUGUUUUGAGGAUUUUUAGCAUUCGUUUAGGAUUUUCAAACAACAUAUGGUCUCUUUUAAAAUACUUUUAAUUUGUUCUUACGUGGUUUUCCAGAUGUAGUGACGACAACAUUAAAGUUUAAAGAAGAAAAUUCUAACAUUUAAACCGACUAAACAAUAACAUAGUAAACUUGCAUAAUUAAACAGCAACUAAAAAUGAGAGGUUUUACUAAAUCUUGUCCUGUGCAAUUAUUACUAGCAUUGGAGACAAGGAUAAUAGUUUGUUUGAAAGAGAAAAGAACAAGCUUUGAAGUAAGCCUAAAAGCGUUUAACUAGAAAUAGUAUUUCGAAAGUUAUUAAGCACAAAAGAUGAAUUGCGUUUAUUUUGAUACGCCCUGUGUAUGUGUGUUAUUCAGCGCUCUUCCGAAAGUCGUGGGUUUUCUUGGGGGUACUCCUGUUUCCUCUGGGUUGGGUUUUCCCCUAACUAGCUCUUCCACCGUAGCUGUGCUCCAUGAUCAGAUAUGAGUCAUAAGCGGACUGCCAGAGGCAGAGGCGCCCUUCGUAAGCUGCGACUUCCGCGCUAUUCAGCUUGCAUGAGCUGUGUCCUUUGCAAUUCGGCUUAUAGCUCUCACCUACAAAUAAGGAUUCGCAAACACUCCGCCACAUUGUUAAUUCUAAACAACUCAACUUCUACGAAAGGCAGAACUAAGUUUUUAUUAAAUUAAUACAUUGAAAGCUAGUAAAGUAUCUAAAAAAUGCCUUUUCAAUUUAUCAUAUUUAAUAUAUAUACUUGUUGAUUAUCUUUGUCUUUAUAGCUUUUGUCGAAAUUGUUUGAUUCGAUGAACAGUUCGUUUCCAUGGGGAGACAAUGAUCUUCAUUUGUUUUUGAAUGUCAUCAAUGGCGCACUAUUGUUACAAUGUGAAGAUUCAUCCAUGCUGAGAUUUUGUCUGUCCACACUUAUCAAUGCUGCAAUUAAAUUCACCGACAUUUUCGCUAUUGACGGGUACGGAUUCAACAUGAAGUGGUGUAUUUUAAGUUUUAACUUGGGAAACUCAUUAGUAAUUAAUGAAGAAAACACAAAAGAAAUCAUCAACUGAUACAGAAUCAUGCUGAUUAAGUGAUUUACAUAAACUUUAAGUUCAAUACAACACGGCCCUCAUGUUGUAAAGUCCCGAUCGAAAUAUAUAACUGCAUGCAUAUUGGAAUAGAAUUUGAAGGUUUUGCCGUUUUAAGGGCCAUUUAAUGAAGGCGUGCAUUCUUUGGUUAUCACCAAUACCACCUGAGGUAUAGCUAUUUUUUUCUUUUUAGUUAUCACCACAUUUUGCCAACAUUGGCGCUACUUUAUUCUCAUCACGAAAAUAACGAAAUUGUAUGCAACGCUGUAGAGGUUGGUUGCUCUUUAGUAAAGAUUGUUUGAUUGUGGGAUUACAGUGUAUAGUUCGAAUUAAUUAAACUAAGAAGUUUAGUGGUUUAUUGUACAUGUGCUUUAGGUUACAGAACACCUUUGAGUGUUAAUUUUGUCUACAUUUUUUUUAUUGGUUUCCAUGGAAGCAUUAAACUGGUCCUAUACUAUCUGACCAAGUUUGAACGAAAAAUGUUGAAAACUCGCAGAGUUAUUUAAUAAAAUACAUUUCGCUGUAAUAAGAAAAACAUUGAAAAUAUAAUAUUCAAAUUCAAUUUUCUCCCGAAGAAUUUUACGGCAAUUACUGAUUUUCAAACGAGUUGUUCUCCUGCGGGUUUUAACGAAUUUUUCUCAAAUUUUCACAGGACAUAGCUACAGACGUCAGUUUCAAAAUAGUGUUCGGCUUUUUUCUAAUUUUGGAUAUUUUAAUAAUAACGAGCAAUUCACUCAAACGAUUCAGAAAUAUAUUGCAGUCGUCAAAGAAAUUGCCAUAUCAGCGGAUCGAAUGACGAAAUAAACAAAAAUUUCCGAACACAAUUUUUUAGAACAACUAUUUUACUGUAUAAAAAUUAUAUUUUCAUAAAUAUAUCUUAAAACCAGCAGGAACAUAACUCAAAAGCGUAAAGGUACCGCGAUUUAAGAUUUUCCUGAAUAAUUCUUAUAUUAGUUCGUUGUUUGUCAGUUUUACAACCUUACCAUAUUUUGCAUGCACUGGAGAACAUUUGGUGAAAAUUUGAUGAAAAUCGGACUGAUAUUGAGCGCGCAGUAGCGAUUUUCCGCAAAACGCCCAAAAGGGUGUCCUGUAACCUUUAGUGUGGUUUAUCCCUAUCGUGUGGGCAGAAACUACAGUUGGUAAAUUCAGUAUUCCAUGUAAAUCAAAACCCUGAGUGCUAUACUUUGUUUUUGUUAUUAAAAACAAUGUAUAUAUAUGGCGUGCUGACACAUUGCAUCAUUGGCUAUAGACUAUGGGCAAUGAUAGUUGACGAAGGUAGGCUUAUUCCCUGACAACGCUUGAUUCCCUGACAGUCUGCAUUUUCAGCAUUUGAAUAAGAGACAUGAGAUGCACUCUAUUUCUUCCUUUAUGAGUAUACUAUUUAUCUCCAUAUGUUUUUCCUUAUCAUUAGUUGGUGAUCAGUCAAUUCUAUAUUCUCCAUCAAAAACCAUUUCUCCUUCAAGUAAGUUUUCCAAUUUUGUGGUGAAGUAUUUUACUUGUACUACUUAAUAAUGAUACAAGAAAAACUGUAAGACAAACAGAAACGUUAUCCCUUAUUAUAUUUAUGGGAGCACAGAAUGUAAAAUUGUCCAAUCAGGAGAGCUAUUGCCUCUCCCUCGAUAUUUUCCAAACGUCUUAAAUAUUCAGUAAUACUAUCUAAAUUAUUUUAACUCAUGGUUGCUCACGCGGAAGAGUUUUUCUUGGAACUGCGUCCCAUAUUUAUGAUACUUUAUUAAUAAUACAAGAAAAACUGUAAUGAAGAAAAACUGUAUUUACCUCUUUUUAACAGAAAAUGUCGUCAGAGGAUUAUUCCGAAAUCGUCAAUUUUCUUUCAACCUUUGAUUUAAUAUGUUCUUUUAUGUAUAUGUUUCAGUUAUUUGCAAGUAUUGAACCGAUCCUACUCACGGAAAACGUUAACAAGAUGCCUGAACACUCUGAUGAAACAGAUGAGAGUAACAUGGUUUGUUUAUUUUACCAUCAUGAUAAUAUUUUCGUACAGUUACAAGUAGGCCAUAGCGAUUUGGUUUGUUUACUGUACAUCUUUGAGUUAGGAUUAAAAGUGUUACAUUUUUUGGAACCGCAAGCAUAAACAAAUUCAGUGCGUUAUCGGCAGCUCAUUACUGUACCAUUACUUUACUAAAACAGUUUCAUACUCAAUUCUUUUCGAUUCAAUAAUAUCAAGAUUUUCUGUAUAGAAAGAGGGGUGGGGGAGUUUGGAGAGGGAACUAUUUCCGAUUCUAAAUACUAUUUACGAUUGCACUUCAAUCCUGGCGAAAAUGGUAAUGUUAAUUAAAAUGUAAUGGCUUGAUUGAUUUUUAUCCGAUUGCACUUCUGGCCCAUGUAGACACCCCUUUAUACCUAGUUCGAUGAAGGAGGUGUGUGGGCUGGAAUACAGGCUAAAGGAAUGCAUGCUGUUGCAAUACUAGGUUUAUACUAACGUAUACCGUUUUAUAUAAUCGUUCAUAUUGCUUUUCAGAUUCUCCCGAAAUGUUUGUUUGCCAUACUGUCGUCGUUAGAAAAGGAUGUCCCCGAUUCGUUGGAUAUUCUAGCAUUAGUUGAAGUCAACAAACCGUUGAAACCCUUGGUAAGCAUGGAGUUGAAAUUUGUAACAUUUUUGUCAGUAUAAUUGGACAGCUGAAAGCUGUUUCUAUAUGUCGUGACACUAGCUGAAAGACGAAUCUUAUGCAGCAGUGGAGAGCACUAGGGGGGGGGGGAUUUAGGGGCGAUCGCUCCCAUCAUAAUAUUUUCUAAAACGUACUACAAUCUAAAAUGAUGCAUGGUGAAAAAUAUAUAUGUGGACAAUUUGCUGAAAACUAAAACAUGAAGUCAAUGUUCAUAUGCACAUCAUGGCAUGUUUGGAACCCCGUGCAAAUUUUAUUUCGAUAAUGUAUUUCUCAACAUUGAAAUGGAGGGAGGGGGGGGUACUAAAUGCUGUUUUUUUGCAAGAAUGUGAUAGGGCAUUUAGUAAACAAUGAAGACAAAAUAGAUACACUAAUAGAGAUAAGGACGAUAGAGAUAGGAAACUUUUUUAUGGUAAAACCCGAUUCCUGCUGAUCGCCGAUUUCUACUGUUUUGCUAGGAUUCAUGUUAUGAAGGAAAACUUGAAGAAAAUGAAUGCAAGAUUGACAUCGCUAUUCGUCUUUGUGUGACCGUCGUUGCUUUUUCACCUGAGUCCAUUCGGGCUACACAAAUGUUGGUAAGCACCCAAACAGAUUAUACUUGCACUUUUAUGAGCUACACCCAUGGGCGUACGGGAAGGAAAAAUUUAGGGGGGGGGGGCGGAAAGAAAUUUGCCCAACUUUUUCGGAUUGGGCCCGAGUUGUCAAAAAAAUUUUCCGGAGAAACUUUCCGAAAUUGUUGUCGACGGGGGGCGGGGUAGGAGUGAUUACGAAAAAUUCCUAUUAGAUAGCAUAUUUCCCACAAAUUGACAGAAUUUCCCACAAAAUUAACAGAAUUUGUCCCAUUUAUUUUUAUAAUAAACCAAUACUGCCCGACUGUGAAGCGAAUAUUGCCCGACUGGCUUUGUUUGCCCAUGGCUACACCACUAACAGCCUUGCCCUGUUGUUUUGCUUUGUUCAAUAGUGGUUGAACUAAUGUGUGGUUGAACUGAAUUCCAACUCGUGCAGUAGUUUUAUUGCAUAUAUUAAGUCCUGAUAAUGUCUGAAUGGAAAUUAGGAAAACGUUCUUGCAACAAAUUUAAAGCUUUUGUCAGUGAUAGGGCACAAGACAUAUUGGAAAGCUGAUGUUUGUGUCAUGUUACUCUGAGUGUAUAUCCACACCGGGCAGGCUUGAAAAAUAUGCCUGGCCACGGUGGGAAUCGAACCUACGACCUUUGGAAUACUAGCAAACUAUUGCAGACAUCAACCAUGUGAUUUCGUGGAUAUAACAGAGAUUAUAUUUUGAUAAAGAGCAGAGUUUCGGGUUUCAGCCCUCGUUAAAUAACGCCACAAGUUAGUGUUUAACGGACGGCUCUAAUUUCAAAUGCAUAAGACAAAAGGCAGUGCUCCCCCAAACUUACAUUGCUUUCUAUACAUGCGUUGUAAAAUAACAUCCUCGAGCUAUAAUAUCCCUAACAUGCACAUACAAGAUAGGUUGGGACAAGCCUGAAACUGGACUUCCACCGUGAUCAGAUAUGAGUUAUAAGGUGGCUGCCUUCGAUUCAAUCAGGUUGAGCUCCAUCCUCUGCAAUUCAGCUUAGCUCUCAGUUGCAAGUAAGAAUGACUAGCACGCACACCACUUACUAAUAAAAGAAUUACAGUAUAAGAAUUAUAAAUAACGAAGUCUGUAAAGGAAGUUAGUGUUGAUUUGUUGUCCCCAAAUGGAACGGUAAAGAAUUUCGUGCCGUGUCUGCACCAAUAAGAAAAUACCCGCUAAGGUUUUUGUCGAAUAGAAAAUAAGAUCACCCAUGCAGAUGGUGCAAUUAAUUUGAAAUACUCUUUUAAUGUUUUCCCAGGUUGUUCUUUCUUCCAUAUUACCAUUUUAUUUGGAUUAUGUAAAGAAUAAUGAUGGACUUGGUGAAAAGAAAGAUGAACUGGCGACAUUACAAUCACUGCAUUGCUCUGUCCAAGUUUUGUUGAAAAGUUGUAACUCCUUACGAAGGUAAUACGAUGUAUUUUAUUUUAUUUGUGUCAUACACUUUUUUGUUUGACUUCAUUUAAUCAAAUUUUAAUGUUCCCAAUGUUUUUUGUUAUGUUGUGUGGUAUAAUGUGACAAUGUGACAUAAUGCAUGUAAUCGCAAUGUGGUGCACAAUGAUGUAAAAUAAUGUAAUGUAAUGUAAUGUAAUGUAAUGUAAUGUAAUGCAGUGCAGUAGAAUGGGAUGGAAUGGAAUGGAGUGGAAUGGAAUGGAAUGACACUGUAUAUUUGCACUUAUAUUAGCGAUAUGUGGAGAUUCAGUUAUAAUUUUAGAAAACUAUAAUCAGUGAUUAAGAAAAGAUCAUGAAAUAGGAUCAACCGCAUCGAAAUUCACACAUACAGUAUCUCAAACAGUGAAUUGGACUCUAAUUCAUAUAUGCGUAUCUGCAGACCGUUCUUAAAGAUGAAGGGUCUUAGCUCAGCAGCUAAACGAAGAGCACGCGAAGGUUCUACUGGCUCAGGUACAUCGUUUACUACAAGCCAUGAAAAUCUAAGGCAAUCCAAAGCAUAUCCUGAUGAUGACGACAGAGAUGUUGACUCACUAGGUAAUAUACUGUACAUGUUUUUAUUAGCUUUUUAAUCGAAGACAAUCGAUUUUAAUCGAAAAAUUUUGUUACUAAUUUUGACAAACAAUAAUGAAACUUUGAGGCCGGAUUUCUCGGAAACCACUGAUUAUAAGAAAACCUCUACCAUGAUUUGAAAACGUCCUCUGCAUUUUUCAUGGCAGAAUGCCCCGCCCCCUAAAAGCCCCGUUUUGUUGUUACACAACCUCCUCGCACCCAGGCGCCUUUGUAUUAUCUCUCGUCACCAAACAGCCGCGGGACCACGCAAUAGCCACACAAGGCAUUGCAGCAGCAUAACGUGAAAGGGUUUAUUCGUCCUGGGACAAUGCAUGAAUGUCGCUAUAUCAUUUUUUAUUCAGUGGUGGGAUAGUAAGUAUUCCAAUUGUCAGUCUUGCAUUUUGUUGUUUUGUAGACCAACAAUUUAAACCAUUCUUGAGCAAGUUCAGCACACAAGAUGAAGGAGAACAGGUCUUAGAUUCACUUUAUGAAUUCCGGACUCCCCGCAACGCUAUUCUCGUCAUUGCGGCGGAAUUUAUCAGUACUAGCAAGAGACGUCUUCGCGAAAUAAACGGAAAGAAUCCUGCGCAAAUUCCGAACCUAGCACUUGAUCAUGAAAGUAUCCAGGUAGCUAACUUAAAAUCAAUAUUUAUUCGCAUUAAACAUAUGAGUAGUUACGUAGUUUCAUCUAUCCCACUGUCCUUUGAUUUUGAUUUGACAAAUCAUUUUCUUAAUUUCAAUUUGAAGUUUUCUUGUUUAACCUUGACAUCGCUGUUGUCAUAGUUCAAAGAAGCGGCUAACACUUCAUACACUAAUGCAUAAUUUUGAUUCAGGUCAGAAUCUCCACUACCGACAAGAACAUUUUUUUAUCACUGCUCAUUUAUUGUAAGAGUUUAAAAAUGAUGCAAGCUUGGUACGAAAAUGUAGGAGUAUAAACUGUAUAUACUAAUUAAGGGGCAGGAUAUCUGCACAAAAUGUUGGCAAUAUUGAUACCAUAAUAUAUACUAUAAUGUAAUUCAUGGUACGUUCAUGAACUAUUGCAGUUUCUCUCUUUCUCUAGCUUGGUAAAUAGCAAUAAACCAUUUAUUUGAUCGUCGAUUUUUUUGUUAAAUUGUUCAUUAACCAACUGCAUGCAAUUUCACUUGGAAUAUAGCAUUGUACGCCUAUUCGAAUUUGAAAAAUGACCAUUAUACGUGUAUCCAACAUGAAAAGUAAUUAGAUUUCAGUUGCUUGUGAUUAUCAGUGCUUAUUCCAAUUGUUUAUUUUGUCUUUAGGCACUGUGUAACAUUGCACAUACGUUGCUGAAACUUUCACUGACAGACACUGUAUCGUUGGAAUUAACAGGACUACAAAAGUAAGUAUUCUAAGCCGUUAUUUCUGACUUGAAUGACAUGACAUGUUAUGUGCAUAAAAAAAGCAAUCCAACUUUGACAUGUUAUCGUGCAUAUAUAUAUAUAUAUAUUACGUGUAUUCAUUUACUUUUUUCCUACCAAUAAAGAUCAGGCUUUUACUGUCGAAUGCUAGUACCUUCCUUGGUAUCAUUGCGAUCAAAAAUAGCCAAAUACAAUCCGACUUAAAAAUGCCCAUCGAAAUCGCAUUUUUCCACCGUUGGAAGUUGCAUGUAAAGCUAUAUAUUUGUCUGAAUAUUGAAAUUAUUCUCAGUAAUUUGAGAUUCAAAUUUAAGUCGCUUGAAUGAAAAUGUGUAAACAUGAAGUUUUGGUAAAUUUCCACUCGCAAUUUUGCAUCGAAAUUGAAUGGUUAAAGCAUUUUAUAAAAAACACGUUCUAAAGCUAAGUGAAAUAUUCUAUUUAGUCCAUUUUCAAACAAAUAUUCAAUAAAACUGCAUUUUCCGCACGAAAUUUCACUAAAAUUAAAAUAUAGUUGGGUUUUAGCAAGCAAUUAAUCUGCAAAGGAAAUAUCUUAAAAAGUCUGUUAAUUUAAGCAACAAAUGGCGAUAACAUGAAGAGUGAAACCCUGGACAGAUAAUAUGAAAUUUUGAGAAAAUUGAAUGAACUUGAUCUCAAGGAUAAUGCCAAUGCUGGAAUUAAAUAAUUAACGCAUAUUUAUCCAAACUGGCUAAGACAAGUUCAUCACGAUACUUACAAUGUGGCAACACAAGCAAAAUCGUUACUAAAAUCCAGAUAUAUUAUUCCUUUUUGCAAAUUAUGAAUGUUUCGAGUUUGACUCUGCAAUUGCGGCGCCAAUUUGUUAGAUAUUCUGCAGCCAACCUUUGAGUUUGGCUCUGCAAUUGCAGCGCCAACUUGUUAGAUAUUCUGCAGCCAACCUUUUAGUUUGGCUCUGCAAUUGCAGCGCCAACUUGUUAGAUAUUCUGCAGCCAACCUUUGAGUUUGGCUCUGCAAUUGCAGCGCCAACUUGUUAGAUAUUCUGCCGUCAACCUUUGAGUUUGGCUCUGCAAUUGCAGCGCCAACUUGUUAGAUAUUCUGCAGCCAACCUUUGAGUUUGGCUCUGCAAUUGCAGCGCCAACUUGUUAGAUAUUCUGCAGCCAACCUUUGAGUUUGGCACUGCAAUUAGAGCACCAACUUGUUACAAAUUCUGCAUGUAAGCUUUCAGUUUGGCACUGCAGUCGCAGUGUAUUUCACUUAGCUUUAGAACGUGUUAAAAUUGGAAGUUUUCAUACUGAAAAUCCUGAAGGUAUAUAUACACACCCUUUAGAUACCAGUAAACCCAAGGGUGCCAAGGUUUUCGGCGUUGUGAACCGCGUCGCUGCCUGGGAAUUAAUUAAUAUUCUACUUCUGUAUAUAAAGACCGCCGUUGAUUUUCAAUACAGUAAAUUUUUUAAUCGUUCUUAUUUUGUUCAGAUUCAUGCUGGAAGCCUUGCCAAACAUUGACUGGUCUGCUGAGGAAAUUCUUCCUGUAUUAAAUCUAAUAUUAAAGAGAAUCAACACAACCUUUACUAAAAUCACUGAUAAACCUGAUCUCAUGGUGAGUAACCAUUCUCACGAAGUGAAAACGCUUUGUAGGUUAUACUGUACCUAUAUGUAAAAUGUAACUUCCCAAGAUAUUCCCAUGUUGUAAAUGCAACGGUUAUACUAAAUAAUUACAUCAUUAUUGGACUUUUUCGACGAAUUGAGUCAAAUUUAGAAUAAAUCCACAAUUGCACCCAUUUUGUUUCUGUACUGAUAAAUCUUAGUUGGAUGUCCCCUUUUUUUAAUAAAAAAGACUAGAAUUCUGUGGCUUGCCGUUGCUAAUACACACAUUGUCUCAUUUUACACACUAUAUGUAGUUUAGACACUAUAAUAUUUUUACCUAGAACUUCUUUUGGCCAUAUCCUUUAUUAUUACACCGUAGUGAAAACUGGAAUGUCACGGAAGUUUUACUCAAAGGU